Molecule: messenger RNA, 726 nt
Organism: Triticum dicoccoides
Lineage: Eukaryota; Viridiplantae; Streptophyta; Magnoliopsida; Poales; Poaceae
Product: protein IRON-RELATED TRANSCRIPTION FACTOR 2-like
Exons: 3
Coding region: 13-726 (237 amino acids)
Biological process (GO): regulation of transcription by RNA polymerase II
Cellular component (GO): RNA polymerase II transcription regulator complex
Molecular function (GO): DNA-binding transcription factor activity, RNA polymerase II-specific; protein dimerization activity; RNA polymerase II transcription regulatory region sequence-specific DNA binding
Source: RefSeq, a predicted model, not a curated record
CUGCAGCAAGUAAUGGAGCAUCAACUAUUCGACGACGCCGUCCCGAGCAGCAUGAUCUGGCCGUUAGAGGCAGACAACGGUUUCACCGACGAGCUGCCGUCUUUGCAGUUACCGGACGUGGACCUUGACUUCGACAUCCACGAGUUCUCCGCACCGGCAACGGCACCGGCGAAAGCGGCCUCCUCGGGUGGCUCCGGAUUGGUUGGUUCCGGUUCAGGAUCGCAUAAGAAGCUCAGCCACAACGCGUACGAGCGCGACCGGCGGACGCAGCUCAAUCAGCUCUACUCGACUCUCCGUUCUCUCAUCCCCAACGCAGAUCACACAAAGAAGCUGAGCAUUCCGACGACGGUGUGUCAGGUCCUCGACUACAUACCCAAGCUGCAGAAGCAGGUCGAGGAUCUCAAGAAGAAGAAACAGGAGCUCAGUACAGCCAAAUGCAGAGAAAGACUGCAGCGCGUCAAGGACAACACAUGCCGUAUUGUUUCUGCCACUCCUCUCGAUGGCAACGAAAUCAUGGUCCAGGUUAGCCUGCUGAGCAACAUGGGUGCAAGUCUUCCUCUAUCCAAGUGCAUAAACGUAUUUGAGAACAAAGGGCUUCACCUCAUCAGUUCAUCGACUUUCUCCACCGAGGUCAAUAGAACAUUUUACAGCUUCCACUUUGAGAUGAUGUUUGCUAAAAGACAACAAGAAAAUGUGAAACAUUUUUACAAAAAUCUAGGAUUUUAA